GAGGUGACACCACUCCGCUCCCUUGCGCCGGCAAAUUUGUCCAACUCAUCAGACUCAAAGUCGCAUCACGUGGGCCGCUUUGUAGUCCUCAAGGCGACAGUGUCAAACGUGAACGAAGAAUCGGUGUCUAGAUCUUUGAACAACGACGUCAAGCUGAACAGCGAAUCCAACGCCACGACGUACUCACACGACAACCACUACUGGACGGUCAGCGGGGGCAGAGGGGUGCUCCUCACGGCCCCCGGUGCACGUCGCGCCGACGACAGCCGACCGACCAGCAGUGGACCCGGCAAAUCCGUCCACACGCGGUUUCGUCAGUUCUUUGUCGAGAACCUCCGGAAUUCCCGCUUACGGACGCAUUCCGAGCAGCAGCACAGUGGCACCAGCCGAAACGCCUUUCUCUCCAGCGACUCGCCCAAUAAGCUGAAGCCGCCGGUGGCCACAUACGGCGCUGGGCUACCACCACAUGCGCACACCAUCACAGCAGGCACUGGGUCGGCAGUGGCAAAGGCCCUGUUGCAGUCGACACAGCGGUCGAAGGACGACGGAGCCAUCGGUUCUGGGAGUCCCGAGACCUCUGGGAUAUCCUCGUCCCCCAUCCACGGACACUAUCCUUCCGUCUCGGUGUCGUCAGUGAAUGACAGCGAGGCGUCAAUCAAACCACCGAAGAGGAAGUUGAAGUCAACGCAUAAAAUGGUCCGAAGACUGCUGAAACUUUCCUCUGGACAGAAGAAGCAUGAGUUCUACACCGGAGACCUGCCUGAUCCCUCGAAAUUGCCCCGCGAGUUUCCACAAAGCUCACUCGAAUUUACGCAAUCUCGACUCAAGAAUGUCCCCAGAAGGAGCACCCCUACUCACAAUUACGGACGCAAAGGCAAGUCGGCCGUCACGUGCAUUGGCAAAACCACAACAGGGCGCUGUGGAAGUUUCUGUAUGGAGGGCAUGAUAAGACACAGUGGACACCGUUAUCACACCCGUUAUCGAAAGUGUGAUAGUGGGGUUACUGUGGUCGCAGGAUUCAGCACAAUGCACGGCAAAAGCACUCAGCCCGCUCGAGCCCCCGGGGCAAUUCUGCACGAGUGCCUUAAAAACUCGAUCCCUUCGAUGCCUAGUCGCAUGCCAAAGAACUUUCCUGAAGAUGCCAGCCCCGUCACCACUUCAGCGACAAAGCGGCAAAAGACGUUUCGUCGCCAAAUGUUUCUUCCACUGGAACUGAAGCAUUUUCCUGGUGGCUAUCUUGGCUCAAUUGUGCUGGUCGUACUGGCGUUAUGUUGUGAACACGUGAACUCCCAAACAUGCCCUUGGGACGACCGAGUUGGACGCCAUGUUUGCCCGAAGGGAUGGAAUCUUUUUUGUAAAGUAUUCCUCUCUAAUCUUCGUCAACGUGAUCGGUUUAUUAGCCUGUACUUAAUUGACGCUGCAAACUACGAAUUCUGCUUUUCAGUGAUUUCAGUGGGUCAUCAUCCAAUAAUUCCCAGCGCCCUCGCCACACAAGGCGAAGCCAAGUCGGAGGAGCUCCUGCUCAGCGCGUUUUCGCGAUCUCUUUCCGGCAGCAGCGGCCACAGAGGAAGCCAUCAUAGUCAUCAUCAUCACCACGGCAACGGCCACCACCACCACCACAAGCACCACAGCUACUAUCGCGGUCACUACGGUCACGUGAGGCGGACGUCGAGUCGCCUUCACCACCCGACCACUCUGACCCGGGUCACCGAGAAUUCGCGCUACCUGAUGUUCACCAAGGCCUCUCCGUUCCGGUCACCGUUUGACUUCCUUCAGACUCGAGGAAAAGGCCUAAGCAGGUCCAUAAUCGGCAGUGUACAGAAAAGUUACCAGCUUAUACGGACCAAGCAAUUGUCUUAUUUUAUAGGUGAAUCCGAGAUUUACACCGUUCUUUUUCGGCACACGACCUGCUACGAAUUGAUGCCCGAAAGCGCGAAACUAGUGACCUUGGACAGCAUGCUUCCAGUAAGUUCACAUGGGAUUGUCACUUGCCACUCAGCAAAGGUUUCUCGUGCAAUUCUACGUGAGGCUCCAGCCGCUGAUGCUCAUCCGAUCGGACAGGCCACGUUAAACGCAGCCGGUCACUUUUGGCGAUCACUCGUUUCGCAUGAGACGUGCCGAAACCACGCGUUGAGGCAUUGGCCUUUUCCACCUUGUCACGCCCUCACCACCUUUGGCUUUCUCACUGUCGUCUGGGUGGGCAAGGCCUUUCGUGCCCUUUGCCUAAAUGGGAUUCGAGCUGCCCCAGUCUGGGAUUCCGAGACACAGUCCUUCUCUGGCAUUCUGACGAUAAACGACUUCCUUGAGAUGCUGACUUACUGCUGGAGACAUCUGUCUUCGGACUCUGCCACCGACAAAAACAGCCCCAAAAGUGAUCUACUCACCGUUGAAGACCUCGAGUCCAUCUCCAUUCGACGAUGGAAGGAAAUCUGUGGACGCACAAAAGCGUCAGAGGAGCGCAAGUCAGUGACCUUCUCCAGCACAAUUUCGGACUUGGACAACACCGCUGCGGGUGAGGAGGAGGAGGAGUGUGCGGGGUCGGUGCAGGACACGCACUGCAGCGGGAGCAGCGUCAGCGAGAGCAGCUCGGACGACGUGGAUGGCACCAAUUCGAUAGCAUCGGCGCCCUCCCAACUGGGCGACUCGAGUCGCAACUGGCCUCGCUGCCCCUGUCAUGGCGACGGCGGCUCUCGAUGCAGCGUCCGUCUGAAGUACCACAGGAUGGGCGGACUCACUGUCAUCUAUCCCGACGACUCGCUUUACACCGCCCUCCGACUUCUGGCCCACACAAGGCUCCACCGACUGCCCGUCUUCGAUGACCCCGUCUGUGGCACCGGGAACCCGCUUUUUGUACUCACGCAUCGAUCCUUGCUGGCCUAUUUGUACAGGAAACAGAUCGACUUGCCCCGGCCAAAGUACUUACAGUCAUCAUUAAAGGAGGCAGGUGUGGGCACUUACGACAACCUGGCGCUGGUAAUGCCCUCCACAAAGCUGGUAGACGCCUUGGCCUUUUUCGAAGACGAGCGUGUCUCCGUCCUGCCUGUCGUGGACUCCCUCACCAACCGUCGUCUCGUCGACAUUUUCGCUAAGUUCGAUGUCAUUACCCUUAUACUGGCCGGAAAGUACAAGAAUCCCGACAUGACAGUUCAAGAUGUACUGGACAACUGCAAGCAAAUCCACCGAGGCGUCAUACCCAUGCCUGAAGGCCAAAACAAAUUCGACGUAGAAAUCUGCCUUACAACCGACACAAUCCAAUAUGCCCUAAAUAAACUUAUGCGGACAGGGUACCAUCGUCUAAUAGUCGUGGACAGCCCAGUAAACUGUCGUACCGAGGGUGUGGUCAGCAUUUCCGAUCUCCUCUACUAUAUGGUUCUCCGCCUCUCCCCGCGUGGGCCUGUCGCAGCGUCGAAUGCCGAUCCGAUGCAGCAGCAACAGCAUCAGCAAGAGGAGGAGCAGGAAGCUCCUGAAUGGCUCUUCUACUCCGAGAAGGACGAGCACUCCAUGUGUCACAUGCCCUCAGUGCCACUUGUCACGCCGGUCAAAGAGCUCCCGGAAGUGAAUACGCUUACUCACUUGGCGGUGGCAAAUGGCGACGGCGUAGAUGAACCACGGAGGCACAAACCAAAACGAGGAUCUCGUCGACGGAGAGUCACCUCAGGGAGUUCCGUAGCAACCACAACUUCUUCCUCCUCCGUCUCCUCGUCUGCUUCUGCAUCUUCGUCCGCGUCCACGUCUGCUUCUAGCACGGACUACUCGUCCUCCUCUGAGGAUGGUUCAACAACCCCUUCCUCGGUCUCUAGGUCACGCUCCGGGUCAUCACGAUCACCGAAGACAAAGGCUAAAUCUGUUAUGGAUCGAAGAGGGGGCAAAACGAGGUUGAAAACCAUUAGGCCGUAG
Messenger RNA from Mesocestoides corti, 3897 nucleotides. The record is from the annotation of a GenBank genome assembly. Lineage: Eukaryota; Metazoa; Platyhelminthes; Cestoda; Cyclophyllidea; Mesocestoididae.